Messenger RNA from Aspergillus japonicus CBS 114.51, 3120 nucleotides. RefSeq names its product alanine--tRNA ligase. The record is from RefSeq and is a predicted model, not a curated record. Bases 343 to 2820 code for a protein of 825 amino acids. The transcript is spliced from 2 exons. Gene Ontology annotation, molecular function: aminoacyl-tRNA deacylase activity; amino acid binding; ATP binding. NCBI's taxonomy places the organism in Eukaryota, Fungi, Ascomycota, Eurotiomycetes, Eurotiales, Aspergillaceae. Gene Ontology annotation, cellular component: cytoplasm; mitochondrion. Gene Ontology annotation, biological process: tRNA modification; alanyl-tRNA aminoacylation.
CUCGUCGCCUGUUGUGCCUCACGCCGACCCGACACUGCUAUUCACCAAUGCUGGAAUGAACCAGUUCAAGUCUAUUUUCUUAGGCACAGUUGAUCCUCAAUCCGACUUUGCCAACCUUAGAAGUGCAGUCAACUCUCAGAAGGUGGCGAAUGCCUUCCUGACUCUGCUGCUCCUUGUCGUGCUAAUGAUUCUACUAUACAGUGCAUUCGCGCCGGAGGAAAACACAAUGUGAUUGCAAUCCAAUAUAACUCCACUCCGCUAGCGAGAUCAAUCUGCUGACUGCACUAAACCUAGGACCUCGAUGAUGUUGGCAAGGACAGUUAUCACCAUACCUUCUUUGAAAUGCUCGGUAACUGGAGUUUCGGUGAUUACUUUAAGAAAGAAGCAAUCUGCUAUUCCUGGGAGUUGUUGACCAAAGUAUAUGGACUGGAUCCUCAGCGUCUCUACGUUACAUAUUUCGAAGGCAAUAACGAAGGAGGCCUGGAGCCUGAUUUCGAGGCGAAGGAGCUUUGGAAAUCCGUGGGCGUUCCAGAAGAUCACAUUCUUCCUGGAAACAUGAAGGAUAACUUCUGGGAAAUGGGUGAUCAAGGCCCUUGUGGACCCUGCAGUGAGGUUCAUUAUGACCGCAUCGGUGGGCGUAAUGCUGCCCACCUUGUGAAUCAAGAUGACCCCAACGUUCUUGAGAUAUGGAACAACGUCUUCAUACAGUAUAAUCGCGAGUCAGACCGGUCUCUACGGCCACUUCCCAACAAGCAUGUCGACACCGGGAUGGGAUUUGAGAGACUCGUAUCGGUAUUGCAAGACAAGCUCUCUAAUUAUGACACGGACGUUUUUUCCCCUCUAUUCCAGGUUAUCAAGGAUGUCACCGGAGCCCGCGAAUAUCGCGGAAAGUUCGGCGCCGAGGACGCCGAUGGCAUAGAUACUGCGUACCGUGUCAUCGCAGAUCACGUCCGUACCCUGAUGUUUGCAAUCUCAGAUGGCGUUAUCCCCAACAACGAAGGCCGUGGGUAUGUUAUUCGCCGAGUGCUGCGUAGAGGGGCGCGCUACGCUCGCAAGUACUUCCAGGUGGAGAUUGGAAGCUUUUUCUCGAAGCUUGUCCCCACCGUUGUGGGACAACUGGGCGACAUGUUCCCAGAAUUGAAGAAAAAGCAGUUUGACGUUAUGGAAAUCCUUGACGAGGAAGAGAUGUCCUUCGCAAAGACACUCGAUCGUGGUGAGCGCCAGUUUGAACAUUAUGCCCAGCAAGCCAAGGCCAAAGGGAAUGAGAAACUUCAUGGCGCCGACGUCUGGAGACUGUAUGAUACCUUCGGGUUUCCCGUCGACUUAACCCGUAUCAUGGCAGAGGAACGUGGGUUGCAGAUUGAUGAUAGCGAAUUUGAGGAGGCGCGCCUCAAAGCGAAGGAAGCGAGUAAGGGCCAGAAAAAAGCGGCAGCCGAUACAGUCAAGUUGGACGUUCAUGACUUGGGCAAGCUAGAAAUGAUGAGCGACGUUGCCAAGACCGACGAUACAGCCAAGUUCGGUAAGGGCAACAUCAAUGCCCAAGUGAAAGCUAUCUAUCACGGUAAGGCAUUCCACUCGUCCACCGCAGAAAUAUCCGACGGUGAACAACUUGGAAUUAUUCUCGACCGCACCAACUUUUACGCGGAGCAGGGUGGACAGGAGAAUGAUACCGGCAAAAUCAUCAUUGAUGGCAAAGCGGAACUGGAGGUUGGUGAUGUUCAGCUUUAUGCUGGCUAUGUCCUUCACACGGGUUUCAUGAAAUAUGGUUCACUAGCUGUUGGAGACACGGUUAUUUGCGAGUACGACGAACUCCGUCGGUGGCCAAUUCGCAACAAUCAUACAGGCACACAUAUCCUCAAUUUUGCGCUAAAGUCAGUCUUGGGUGAUGGUAUCGAGCAAAAGGGUUCCCUUGUUGCCGCCGAAAAGCUGAGGUUCGACUUUUCUUACAAAUCGCCUAUAACGGACAAAGAUCUGGCGAGAGUCGAGGAGAUAUCAACUGAGUAUAUUCGUCAGAACUGUGCAGUCUACUCUCAAGAAGUUCCUCUCGCUACUGCUCGCCAAAUUUCAGGAGUCCGGGCCGUAUUUGGGGAGACGUAUCCCGAUCCUGUCCGCGUUGUCUCCGUUGGAGUGGAGAUUGGCGAGAUCCUAGAAAAUGUGAAAGAUCCUAGAUGGGAUGAAGUGAGUAUUGAAUUCUGCGGUGGAACCCACGUGCAGAAAACAGGCGAUAUCAAGGAUCUUAUCAUUCUUGAAGAAGGAGGUAUCGCUAAAGGAAUUCGCCGCAUCAUUGCUGUCACUGGAGAAGAUGCACACACCGUGCAGCGCCUUGCAGAGGACUUUAAAAAGCGACUCGAUCGCCUAGAGGCUAUGCCCCUUGGCUCGGAUAAAGAAAAGGAUGCAAAGCAGAUCCAGGCGGAUCUGAAUCAGCUGUCAAUCUCAGCCCUUCAAAAGUCUGGCUUCCGAGAACGCUUCACUCGCAUCAAUAAACAGAUUCUCGAUGAUCAAAAGGCGCAGCAGAAGCUUGAAUCCAAAACCGCUCUUGAAACUGUCACUAGCUAUUUCCAGAACCCAGCAAACAGCGACAAAUCUUGGCUUGUGGCUCAGCUUCCUAUUUCCGCCAACGCUAAAGCUGUCAGCGAAGCGAUUAACUACGUCAAGGCAAAAUUGUCCAACAAGACCGUCUACGUCUUGGCUGCAAGCCAAGAGCAAGGCCGUGUAGCACAUGGUUGUCAUGUCUCUAAGGUGGGCCCCCCUCCUCCCGAACCUAACUUCUACCGUUCGCUUCCCUUUCGUGACAAAUUCCUUCUCAUGCGGCUAACUUGAAUGCUUGUGAUUAGGCAGCGAGUGAUCAAGGCGCUUCUGCCACGGAGUGGGCCACCGUUGUGUCUAGCGCAGUCGGAGGCAAGGCUGGAGGCAAGGGUCCCACUUCUGUUGGCAAUGGCGUGAACCCUGAUAAGGUUGAUGAAGCCAUUAAUCUGGCAUGCGACUACCUUUCCAAGUUCAAACUCUAGAAUGUAUAAAGUUUUAUGUUUGGCAAUCACAUGUCGCCGGAUUAACUUGUCCUUUUGUUCAUAUCUCUCUUCACCACCGAGGGCUGCAUGUCCUUGACAAGCACAAAUCUUG